This is a messenger RNA of Vigna radiata var. radiata (mung bean), 2337 nucleotides long. RefSeq lists its product as uncharacterized. NCBI's taxonomy places the organism in Eukaryota, Viridiplantae, Streptophyta, Magnoliopsida, Fabales, Fabaceae. The transcript has 8 exons. The coding region runs from base 1 to 2337 and encodes 778 amino acids. The record is from RefSeq and is a predicted model, not a curated record.
AUGGACAUGCGUAUUGGUGCUCGAAACAAAUCGGGGUAUCUCACUGGCGCAACUGCGAAACCCUCCAUUGAUGACCCAACCUAUGAUAAUUGGGUUACUGAGAAUAAACGGGUGAAAAAAAUUGAUCAUCGUAAGUCUUCUUCUGAAACCAUCGUGAAUGGCGUAGUCCAGAUGCAUUCUUCCAUGGCUCGUUUGCGCGUUCACAUCUUUCUUAGCGGCUUGGAUUCUGAUUUUGACCAAGUUCGUGGAGAGAUUCUUCGUAAAGACCCAAAAUUGGAUCUUGAGAGCACAUAUGCCUAUGUCCAUCGUGAACAUCGACAACGUAUCACUAUGGGUCGUCCUGCUCCUACAUCGGAUUCCUCUGCUCUACUAUCUCAGGUUCCUCAUUCCUCCCCUGUUAAUUAUACUCCUAAACACCAUAAGGAUAAUUCUUCUGGAAAACCCUUGUUAUGUUCUCAUUGUGGUGAUUCUGGUCACUCAAGACUCGUUGCUAUGAAAUCAUCGGCUAUCCAACAUAGUGGGACUUCAGCAAACGCAUCAGAUCAUAUGAUUCAUUAUGCUUCUAUAUUAAAACAUUGUUUCCCAUGCAGUAAUGGUGGUUCUGCCUCCAUUACUUCUCAGGGUACCAUUACUCUAUCAAAAACUCUCACUCUUUAUUCUGUUCUUGUCGUUCCUUCUCUUGAUUUCAAUCUUUUAUCUGACGUCCAGACCGAGCUUUACUUCUUAGAAGUCUCUGAGGGUGGUACUGACUUGCAUUGCAGAGCAUCUGCUACUAACACUCCACAUUCUUCCCAUUCUCCUGCUUGGCUUUGGCAUAAACGACUCAGACACCUUUCCUUUGACAGUCCACCAAAUCAAAAUCCUUCUCCUGAAGUCUCCACCGAUUUUCCAGGUACAGAUCUUGUCAAUGCAAGUCAUUCUUCACAAAAUGAGGCACCAAGUCUACCUUAUAUACUAGAAUCACCUGAUGUGGGCAGUUCUGAAACACAUCCCGAACCUACUACUGAGGUAACUUCUGUCUCUAUUGUAAACUCUUCCAUCCUAACUUCUUCUAACACUCACAAUACCCAAAUCAGAAGAUCAGGACGACAAAAUAAAGGUAUAUCAAAACCAGUUUAUGAACCAGAUUCGAGAGUGAAAGUAAAAUACCCUAUUAGCAGUUAUGUAUCAUCUCAUAGAUUAUCUGAAUCAUAUGCUCUAACGGUUGAACAAUUAUCCAUUGUAUCUAUUCCUAAUAGUGUGCAGGAAGCAUUAGAAGAUCUUAGAUGGAAGCAAGCAAUGAACAUAAAGAUGGAAGCACUUCAGAAAAAUGAAACUUGGAAACUAACUUCUUUACCAAGUGGAAAAAAGACAAUUGGGUGCAAAUGGGUAUACACUGUGAAGUUAAAAGCAGAUGGAAGUAUUGAUAAAUACAAGCUAAUAGAGAUUGGCCCCCUGAAACAAUUUGAUGUAAAGAAUGUCUUCUUGAAUGGUGAUUUAGAAAAGGAGGUCUACGUGGAGGUUCCACCGGGAGUACAGCUACCCCCUUCAAAAGAAAGUGUAGUCUGCAAAUUAAAAAAGGCUUUAUAUGGCCUUAAACAGUCACCCAGGGCAUGGUUUGGAAGACUCACGUUAGCAAUGAAGAAGUUUGGGUAUAAACAAAGUAAUUCAGACCAUACCUUGUUUAUAAAGCAUAACAAAGGAAAGGUGGCCAUACUUAUUGUCUAUGUAGAUGAUAUGGUGUUAACAGGAGAUGAUGUGGAAGAAAUGAAAUUACUUGAGAAGAAACUGGCUCCAGCCGAUACUCCAAUUGAAAUGAAUCAUUCUCUUGCUGUAUAUCCAGACCAGAUUGAGACGGAUAAACAUAGAUACCAGAGGUUCAUGCAUUCUCCUAGUGAAGAAUAUAUGACAGCAGUAUACCGUAUCCUUAGAUACCUCAAAGGUUCACUAGGGAAAGAAGGCAACUUAGUCACAUGGAGAAGCAAGAAGCAAAAGGUAGUUGCAAGGUCUAAUGCUGAAGCUGAAUUUAGAGGUAUGACAUAUGGCAUUUGUGAAUUACUAUGGAUUAGAAGCGUCCUAGCUGAUUUGGGAAUCAAAUAUGAACAACUAAUGAACCUUUACUGUGACAACAAGGUUGCGGUAGAAAUUGCACAUAACCCGGUUCAACAUGAUAGAACCAAACAUGUUGAAGUGGAUAGACAUUUUAUUAAGGAAAAGCUAGAUAAUCAAGUAAUUCAAACUCCACAUGUUCAGUCUGAAGAUCAACUUGCUGAUAUACUAAUAAAGGUUGUUUCAGGAAAGGUGUUUGAAGAAGUCAUUAACAAGUUGGGCAUGAUUGAUAUUCAUGCACCAACUUAA